Molecule: messenger RNA, 501 nt
Organism: Coniophora puteana RWD-64-598 SS2
Lineage: Eukaryota; Fungi; Basidiomycota; Agaricomycetes; Boletales; Coniophoraceae
Exons: 2
Coding region: 1-501 (166 amino acids)
Source: RefSeq, a predicted model, not a curated record
AUGGCCCAAUUUGACAACACCAACUUCGAAGACACGAUCAGGCUGCCCAACGAAGCUGCAAGCUUCGUUGUCCCAUUCGGCGCCUCACUUUUCGACCUCGUCACUGGCACCAUGCCCACUAUGGGCAUCUCUUCUCUCACAGAGCAGGAGGUGCUCUCCUUGCACCCUCCCCAGUCCACCCCUUUUGAUUACCGUUCGAUCCCUGUCCCCGCCUUCGCCAAACGUCUUGACGAGUCCACGCUCCAGUCUUUCUGGGAGCGCGGAUUUCGUAGCUUCCGUGUUGACGACCGCGGCCACGAGGUCUUUGCACCUUUCUGGCUCGGACGCUGGUGGUACAUCAACGCUGUUGGCGGUAGAUCAAAGGGGAAGUGGGCUAGCGCCUGGGCUUGGGUUCUCUUGCAUGGGAUGCGCGAAUCGGCGGCGUUCCAGUCGCUGACCUUGCUGACCUCUUCUCUGACAACUAUCUCCCUGGUUCCCUCAUCGAUCAUCUUCUACGCAUGA